AUGAGCACUCAGAGGCAAGACUUUCUGAGGGAGUCUGAGCUGCAGGAGAGGCAGAAUGAGGCCCACAUUCGACUUCUGAACUACUCCAAGAAGCUUGAGAAGGCCAUUAAGGUUUUGACGGAGGAGUUGCCUGAGGGCUCCGUCUGGAGGGAUGCUCAGGUGGCUCAGUUCCUUUCUUUCUGCCCUCAGUAUCAGAGGCUGAACUCAAUGGCAGACCUCCUCAGAACCGAAGUCAGCCUCAUUCAGCAGAUCCUGAGGCUGAUGGUUCAGCCACCCUCGGAGGACCAGAAGGAAGCCUUGAGGGUGGGCUUGAAACAGAGCGCGGACUUGCAGCUCAGAAUCCACAUGAGCUAUUUUCAGGCCUUUGAGACCCUCGUAGGGGGCCUGAGGCUUCAGAACCGCUUUGAGGACUGGCCUGAGAGUCUGGUGAGACAGAGUCCUGAGAACCUGGCCAAGUCCCUCAGGAGCCAUGUGAUUCAAUCCCUUCCUUUGGUUCCAGGGCCUGAGGUCUUUGCUCAGAUGGUGAGGAGCCUGCCCAAGGAGCAUCAGGUGGAUGCCCUGAGAGAGCUCCUGAGGCUCUGCAGGGAAGUCAUUCAGGAGGAGCCUGAGGAAGAGGAAGGGGCUUGUGGAAGAUAA
Messenger RNA from Symbiodinium natans, 636 nucleotides. The record is from the annotation of a GenBank genome assembly. Lineage: Eukaryota; Dinophyceae; Suessiales; Symbiodiniaceae.